This is a messenger RNA of Solea solea (common sole), 2179 nucleotides long. It is a transcript of the gene pmp22b, whose product is annotated as peripheral myelin protein 22b. Bases 187 to 657 code for a protein of 156 amino acids. Gene Ontology annotation, cellular component: plasma membrane. Lineage: Eukaryota; Metazoa; Chordata; Actinopteri; Pleuronectiformes; Soleidae. The transcript has 5 exons. The record is from RefSeq and is a predicted model, not a curated record.
UGGCGUCAAUCUAGUCCGAGAGCGACUUUCAGCACUGCAGGGACUACUACUCUACUCUGUUGGGACUUUUUUUUCGGAGCACUUGUUUUUUUGCUUCCUGCGAGUCUCUCUUUGUUUUUGUGGGAAUACAAGCUGCCCGCUCAUAACUGUCUCCUCUUCUCAUCACUGUCCAGAUCGUCUGUAAAGAUGCUGCUCCUACUACUGGGAAUCGUCCUACUGCACGUCGCUGCCCUGGUUCUCCUGUUUGUGUCCACAAUUGUCAGCGUAUGGACGACAGGUGAAACUAGCUCCGCAGACCUCUGGAUAAACUGCACCUCUGCCAAUGGAUUCCACUGUGACCCAGCAUCAACUGGAGAGUGGAUUCAGGCAGUCCAGGCUCUAAUGAUCCUGUCCAUCAUCUUCAGCUGCCUGUCUCUCUUCCUCUUCUUCUGCCAGCUCUUCACUUUGCAGAAGGGCGGACGCUUCUUCCUCACUGGAACCUUCCAGAUCCUUGCCAGUUUGUUUGUGAUGAGCGGCGCCAUCAUCUACACGGUGAUGAGUCCGGAGUGGGUGCCGGAGACUAACUCCUUUGGCUAUUCCUACAUCCUGGCGUGGGUGGCCUUCCCGUUGGCACUGAUCAGCGGACUCAUCUAUGUCAUCUUGAGGAAGCGAGAAUGAGCCGUCACUUCGCCCCAGUGUUCCCAGUAGACCCCCCCUGCCCAACUGCAAGUGUCACCAGUUCUCCUCUGAAGCGGAAGUUGUCGUGUCAAAGUACCAACAAUCAAAAGGAGUCACCAGGCCAACACACCCGGGCCACACCACACAAAAAGGGGGGGUGGGGGUGGGGGGGUGAUACCAACAAACAACAUGUAAACACAACACAAAAACAACCAAUACUGUCUCAUUUAAAAGAUGUAUAUAGUAUCUAUGGUUUAAACCUAUUUAUAACACUUUUUACAUAUAUGUACAUAGUUUUUGUGUUGCUCUGUCAAUGAAUACGUGUAAGAGCUUUGUUUUAGCUGAUAAAGUGCCUCAAUGUUUGUUUGUAAUGAUAUAAUUGGAUGCUAUUUUUGUGUGUUUUCUUUGCUUUUUUUUUUUUUUUCUUCAUUUGGUAACUGCCAAAGAAUCGGUAAAAAACAACAAGAGAAAACGUUUCUUGAACUAUAUUAACCAAAGUGCAUGUAUAGAAAUAGAAGGGUUGGGAAGAUUUUCGUUUGGAUAGAUUUGCUUUGCAUAAAGAGUGGAAACAUCUGCGGGGUGCAGCAUAGCAAUGAGGUAUAGAUUUUGGUCCUUUUCUAUUUUGUGAAUUUGCAAGUUUCAGUGUUUUUUUUUUUUUUUAUUUCUAUUUCUUAUUUUCAACAAAAGAUGGUGCUAUAUAUUUAUCAUUCCUAUUACUGAUAGCAAUCAUUUACAACAGAGUUAUUUUGUUAUUGUUUAGUCAGAUUGCCAUUACUUAAAGUGAGAAUCAGAGAAGGUGUACAACUGUACAUACAGUGCCUGACUGCAUAUUUAGGGAACACAGCAGAUUUUACCUUGCAGUGUUUGACUUUUUUUUUUUUUUUUUUUAUUUUACGUUCUUCAUCAGCUACUAUUAAAAAGUGGAUUUUUGAGCUUGGGGUGGUGCACUGAUGAAAUCAAAAAUCAUUUGUAAUGUCAGUAUUAUUCUUCAACUUUUGAAAGAGUUUGAUCACCGUGAAAUUACUUUACAUACGCUUUACUUUAGCUCGAGUUGCCUUUAAAUGUCCCUCAUUCUGAUGUUUGUGUUCACCCUGUGACCAUGGCUGUUAAGCGUCUAAAGAAGUCAAAUUGCUUACUUACUAGAGUACUACAAAGACAAAUAACACCAUGGGACGUCGCCUGAGGACAAAAUAGUGGAAUUCUAACAUUACUAUUAACAAACACCACUCACUUGAAGCCAUAUGAGAAAAUACCAGAAGAUAGGAAAAAUAUUUAGUAUUAACUUUAUAUGUGAGUACAAAAGACAGAGGUUUGCAGUGAUGAUACAAAUGUCUGUUUCACAUACUUGAAGUUUGACAUGCUGCAGUCUCUGCCCACUGACGUCUGUGUGUUCGUCUACUCUACUGUAUAAAACACUGUUUAUAUAUGUUGUGCAUAACAGAUGUUGAUGACAAUCUAACCCUUAAAAAAAAAAAAACAACAACACUCACUUACUCAAUAAAACUUCUCUCGCAUUAUCUAA